This is a messenger RNA of Penicillium brasilianum, 807 nucleotides long. Lineage: Eukaryota; Fungi; Ascomycota; Eurotiomycetes; Eurotiales; Aspergillaceae. The record is from the annotation of a GenBank genome assembly.
AUGCCUCAACCUGCCACCAAACAACCUACGAAGAGGGUCCCUGGGCGACCACUGUCGGUGGCCAUCCUUCCUCCAAUUGGCAAUACUGAAGCAGAGUUGAUGGCAAUGAAACUGGAGCAACUCCGACCGCAUAUGGUCGAGAGUAUUUCGUACCAGUUUGGCUCCUGCUUGGAAGAUGGAGCUCAGGCACGAGAGACGAUGACUAUGCUUCAGUAUCUUGAGGCUAUUGAUUCCGAAAAGGGACAAGAACAAGCACAGCAGAGGCAGGAGGAGCCACAGCAGUCUCAAGUGGGGGACCAGAGUGGUGACGCCCAAGAUGAGGGUCAGAGCCAGGAAGGUGGAAACGCCUCUGGAGAUGUCAAAGUGCAGAUCAACAACGACUCAGAUAAGAAACAGUCGCCUGCACUGAAACAGGGAGUCCCGCAGACACGUCCUUCUUACCGCAUCUAUGUCAAAGAGCAGAGCAAGACGGUCACCGGCAUUUUCGACAGUGUAAAACUUAUGCUACAAUUCAUUUUCAACGACGAAGAGAGCACGAGCGAGGAGUCUCUCAUGUCAUCAGCGUUUAGGAAAGAGGAAUGGCAGAAUGUGACACUCGCUCACUUGAGGAAACGUAUCAAGAAUAUGUCGCAAUUCCGCUCCUCCAAGAUUUUCUGUUACGGAGACGGGACUGCUGUGCCCGACACGAUGAAGCUGCGCAGCUAUUUAGUUAAGGAGACGCUUCGAGUGAUCUUCCUACAUUUUCCGUCAGCUUUAGGCGAACUGGCCCUAAGAAAGAACCACCAACUGCAGCCACAUCUGCCCUAG